Molecule: messenger RNA, 732 nt
Organism: Cadophora gregata
Lineage: Eukaryota; Fungi; Ascomycota; Leotiomycetes; Helotiales; Ploettnerulaceae
Exons: 1
Coding region: 1-732 (243 amino acids)
Source: RefSeq, a predicted model, not a curated record
AUGGCACCUAAACCUCUUCCCACCCCUCUCCCAACACCUCUAAUCCCCACCUCCCUCGACCACCACUCCACCACCCCUUCCCAAUGGUUCACCCUUCACCCUCGCAUCGCCCGUCUCUGUGUCGGUGCUCUCAUUUUCCGAUAUAAUAUCACCACCGAUCCGGUCACGUCUGCCAAAACCACCACUCCGCAAAUCCUCCUCAUCAAACGCGCCGCCUCAGAUUUCCUCCCCAACCUCUGGGAAAUUCCAGGUGGCAGCGUCGAGAGCAAUGAUGAGACCUUGUUACAUGCUGUGGUGAGAGAGGUGUGGGAAGAGACGGGGCUGCUUGUUAGGGAGAUUAAUGCGCAGGUUUGGGAUUUGAGAGUUGGUGAGAAGAGGGUGGUGAAAAUGGGUAAGGGUGACAGCGAUGAGCUUCAUGGGAAGAUGGAAGAGAAAGAGUUGGUGGCUGUGGUCGGAGAGAAGCCUGGAGAGGGAGAGGUUGAGUUCUUAGGUGGAAAGGGCGAGGUUUGGUGUAAGUUGAAUUUUGUGGUUGAUGCUGGGAAUGUGGGGGAAGGAGAAGUGGUGCUUGAUGAAGAGGAACAUCAGGACUGGGGGUGGUUUGGGAGGUAUGAUAUCCUUGAAGAUGGUGAGAAGGGAAAAGGUUUGAGAAGAGAGUUUAUUAGUGAGCAGGCUGUUCAGAUUGUUGAAAGGGGCUUUGAGGCUUUUGAGAAGCUUGAGACGAGAGGGAAGUGA